AUGCCAGUAUGAAGCCAUUCACUGUUGUCUGAUGAGUGUAAUUAAAAUAUGUCCACCACCAUCAGAACUUUCUGUAAUAAAGACAAACAUUCAUUGUCCUGAGGAAGAUUGCAGAAGUGUAUUUAAAAAUACUGCCAAUUUAGACAUGCAUUUAUUGAAGCACCAUAAGAAGAGCACAUUAAAGAAAGGCGAUGGAGUAAAUUGCCAGUAUCAUUGUCCCAUCGACGAAUGUCCAUAUAAUUUAAAUUCAAGACAGUUUUUCAAGCGUUUGAAAUACUUGAAGCAGCAUUAUUUGAAAGUCCACGCAGAAAAGGUUUUUCAAUGUCAAAAAUGUCUCAAAGGGUUCUCCACAGAAGCAGCCAAGACACAUCAUACAAGAAUCUGUGGGAUCAAAUUCAUUUGCUCCUGUAACCAUACUUAUGAUUCAUAUGAGGCAUUGCUCACUCAUGCAAAGAGAUUGUCACACACAUUUGACGAGAAGUUCAAAUCAUAUGGAAAACGAUUUACUGGCACAGUAUCUGACAAGGAAAAGAAAACCACAAAUGUGGGAAAUUGCCAAGAACUUCAGUUUGUUUCAGCAGCAGUUGCUGUGCCUGUACACUUAGUGGCAGCUGUUGCUCUGAGUGAGCUUUCUGGGAUAGGCUUAGGAACUGCUGUGGAUAAAGGAGUUCAAACAGAUGGGCAAAUUGUAGCCAGUAAGAGAACAAAGAAAGCGCCCAGCCCGUUUAAAUCUUGUGAAAGGGCAACUAAACGCAGGAUGUCAGCUCAGACACAAACAGGGAUUCUGCCACGAAAUAAACGUCCCAAAAUCAGUGCACAGACUCAAACUAUAGGUGAUUACAUCCUCAAAAAGGCAAUGAAAGAUGCUGAUAUUCUAAUCCCUCAUGGAAAUCAAAAAUCUGCUAUAAAGCAGACAAUGCAUGGUGUGACAAGGAAGAAAAGGAAGAGUAUGGAGACACAGACUGUGAGUCACAUUGGUACCAAAACAAAACUUAAAAAUCAGCGUCUGAAUGACUUUCAUACAAAGUACCCACAUACAGACACUAAUUUUACCUUAAAUGAUUUUCCGUCAACAUCUAACAUGACUUUGUCUGACAACCCUACUUCGUAUAGACUUGGGAUUGAUGUAGGAUUGCCAGAUCUGUGGGUUAGCCAGAAAAAUUCAUCAAGCACACAAACGAGUCCCAUAGCAAUGGAUGCUCUAAUGGAGCAAGAGGAAAUAUUAAGUCACAGUGUAACCCAAACAGAUCUAAAUUUGUCAUUUUUUGGAUCAGAGUCAUGUGAGCCCAGCUCAAGCAGCAUUCAUUCGAGUUCUCAAACAAUGCAUAGUUUACAAAGAUAUUUUGAAGAUAAUUCGAACUGUAGUUUUAGUACAGAGGUUAACAGUGUAACUUCUACAUUUGAGCCUGAAUUGGCCUCUACUUCAUGCAGAUCAAAUAUAGAAAGUAAUCUGGGAACAUUAGCUGAUGAACCUUCACAGAUGGACAGCUUCCUGAUGCAACAUCGUAAAAUUUCCUUUGAUGUAAAUCGUUCCUGCAGUAUAGAAACUCAGACAGAAUUAGAUUUUAGUGGUUCUUUCCUAACAGACUGUGCUGAUGAUGCAGAUACAUCUUUCACCUUUUGUUCCAACAUUGAAACUCAGACUACAGAAGAUUUCCCAUCUUUUGAUCAUCUCCUUUAUACAAAUAUGUAUACACAAACUUGUGAUGAGACUUUUUACUCUGAACUUGGAUUUGUGAAUAUUGAAACCCAAACAGCCUGGCCACAGUUUGGUGAUGACGACUCUAUGCUUGUUUCAACAGAAACUCAGACAGCAUUGUCAGGAUGUUCUAGCUCAUUCAGUUACAUGCCAAAAUCAUGAUAAACUUCCAGAAUAAAUUCUGAAACAAGCCACAUGAAACCAAAAUAGAUAUAGAUGAAUUGCUGGAACUCAUUGCUGAAUUAUUGAAGCAGGCAUCUGAUGACAAGUUACUGUGAGACUUGUGGAAACUGUAAAUGAAGAGUUGUAGUAUGUAAAGGUGAAAAAGAUUGCAUAUGGCUGUAGCUGUCCUUGGACAUUGCCAGGGAAGAUAAUUUCUUUGUGCAUCAGAUACACUUUGAAUUUGAAGUUGGGUAAAUGUGCAUUAUUAUAUAAUGUCAGCAAAUUUGUGUUGUAGGAAACCCCUUUGUCCUUCAAUGCAGCUGUUAUGUGUCAACUUUAAGUCUUGGCUUACAUGUUUUAUGUUAAAAGUAUGUGGAAAUAUGAAUGUGCUGUAAACAUGUUCCUUGUUUUUGCACCUUUUAUGUAUCACAUAACUAAGAGUCACCUAAGACAUAAUAAAUAUAAUAGUUGUGUUAAUA
Molecule: messenger RNA, 2340 nt
Organism: Cryptotermes secundus
Lineage: Eukaryota; Metazoa; Arthropoda; Insecta; Blattodea; Kalotermitidae
Gene: Asciz
Exons: 4
Coding region: 32-1861 (609 amino acids)
Biological process (GO): regulation of transcription by RNA polymerase II
Cellular component (GO): nucleus
Molecular function (GO): DNA-binding transcription factor activity, RNA polymerase II-specific; transcription cis-regulatory region binding
Source: RefSeq, a predicted model, not a curated record